This is a messenger RNA of Aspergillus nomiae NRRL 13137, 240 nucleotides long. RefSeq lists its product as uncharacterized. The annotation marks the transcript as partial. The record is from RefSeq and is a predicted model, not a curated record. NCBI's taxonomy places the organism in Eukaryota, Fungi, Ascomycota, Eurotiomycetes, Eurotiales, Aspergillaceae. The transcript has a single exon.
AUGCAUGAAGUUAACCAGGCACGUGCCCUCAGAGUGGCUGAGAUCAUCAACGACUACCGAACCCUCCUGGUGCACAUCUCCCAACAAGAUAUCCCAGUGCGCGCGGAGGAUUGCGGCCAGCCAGGCUAUGUGGUGAUCCGCGAGAGUUUGGCUGCCGCGCAAGCCCUAAUGUCGUCUAACUAUACCCCUGUCGUUCCAACCGGGGGGAAUGACGCGGAAACAGAAAAGGCAGAGCUUCAA